AUGGCCGACACACAACAAUCUUUCACGCAAAUGGCGGACACCGACCUAGAAUCCAUCGGUCGACACUGCCAACUCGAAUACUGCGGGCAGCUCGAUUUCCUCCCCUUCCGCUGCGAAUCCUGCCAUGGGACAUUCUGUCUCGACCACCGGACGGAGACGGCUCAUAAAUGCGCCCACGCGGGAGACUGGGCCCGACGCCGCAACAACAACAGCAACAACAAGGAGAACAGCAAGACCGGGGUAUCGGCAUCCGCACCGCAGAAACCCACCAUUUACAACACGGCGCAAUGCUCGCACCUCUCCUGCAAAACGCUGAUCAACACGCUCAAGGACCCGGGCGUGCGCUGUCCGAACUGCAAUAGGGAAUACUGUCUUAAACAUAGGUUAAGGGAGGAACACGACUGCGCGAAGAUCGCCCCGCUAGGCGCUCGAGCAGGCCAGGCCCGCCCAUCACCCAACGAGACAAUCCGCUCUAUGUUUUCGAAAGUGCGGUCCUCGUUCAAGCAGGGCGGUGCAGUGCCAAGCAUGCCGACCCUCCUCAAGAAGCCGGGCAGUGGUGGUGGUGGAGUGGGAGGGUCGCCCGUUGCGCGGCUCAAUGCAUUGAAAAGAUCGGCAAAGGGGGACGCGGCCGUCCCCGUCGAUAAACGGGUGUAUAUGCAUGUUGUUGGGACGAGCGAGGAUGAGACCAAACCGGAGCCGCCGCGCGGGGACUUCUUUUACGAUUCGCGCUGGAAGGUCGGGCGCGUGCUUGACGAUGCGGCAAAACGGUUACGGGUCGAGAACAGGAAUAACAGUGCCGAUGGGGAGGAGGCGCGUCUGCGCGUUUUUCAUGUCGAGUCGGGCGAGUUUCUGGAAUUCUCGCAGUCGAUUGGUGAGGGGCGAGUCAAGCAGGGGGAUACCAUUGUCCUAUUAAGGGGAGCGGGCCCUUUGCUGGGGAAGUAA
This is a messenger RNA of Penicilliopsis zonata CBS 506.65, 942 nucleotides long. RefSeq lists its product as hypothetical. The coding region runs from base 1 to 942 and encodes 313 amino acids. The transcript has a single exon. Gene Ontology annotation, cellular component: cytoplasm. The record is from RefSeq and is a predicted model, not a curated record. Lineage: Eukaryota; Fungi; Ascomycota; Eurotiomycetes; Eurotiales; Aspergillaceae. Gene Ontology annotation, molecular function: zinc ion binding.